GUUCUCAAUGACAACCUUUCCUCCAGUUCCUGUGACUCGUACAAGACUUGCGGUCUUAGCCAGGGAGAAACUGCCAUGCUCUCCAGGAACAGUUCCAAGGGCCCAGUUGAUCAAAGAGAAAGAUGACAUAGACCAUUACCUGGAGAAGAACUUCAAAGGACUGUCGAAGGAGGAGGUUGCUGCCCACAGGAACUCGUACAAGAAGAGCAUCUGUGUGGACAUGCUGCGUGAUGGCUACCACAAGUCCUUCACCGAGCUCUUCUCUCUGAUGGAGCAGUGGGACGCUCUGCGUCAUGCUGCAGAGGUGCGGUCCCUCUUCUGGCUGCAGAGGCCUCUGGAGGAACAGCCAGACAAGCUGGACUAUUUCUACCACUAUCUGACUAGGGCCGAGGCUGCCGAGAGGCAAGAAUACUAUGAAGAAGUGUAUAACAACUUGUAUGCUCUGGCCUGUUACUUCGACAAUUCUGAAGACAAGUGGGUGAGGAAUCACUUCUAUGAACGGUGUUUUAACAUUGCUCGGCUCAUCAAAGCUGAUGGUGGGAAGAAAGAGGCUGAGGCUCAGGCUCACAUGGGCCUUCUGUUCGAGGAAGAGGGUGAGCUUCUGGAAGCUGCCCAGCAUUAUGAAGCAUUCCAUGAGCUGACACAGGGGCGGAUAUGGAAGGAUGAGACAGGUCAAUUUCUCAACCUGCUGGCCUGUGAAAGUCUCGUGAGGACCUACAGAUUGCUCUCAGACAGAAUGCUGGAGAACAAAGAAUACAAACAGGCCAUCAAAAUUCUAAUAAAAGCUUCUGAAAUAGCCAAGGAAGGAAGUGACAGGAGCAUGGAAGGGGAAGCUGCUCUCUACCUGGGCUCAGCCCACUUGGCUGCUGGAGAAUAUGAAACUGCACUCACAGUGCUUCGCAGGUACAGUGAAAUUGCCACAAGCAUGGGCGAUGAUCUUAACCUGGGGAGAGCCUACGAGGCCAUCGCCAAAGUCCUGCAGAGCCAAGGACAGAUGACAGAAGCAAUUAAUUAUCUGGAAAAGGUUGUGGAAAUUGCAAGAAACAACUUCCAAAGCCUCGAUGUGAUACGAGCAUGCACGAUGCUUGGCGACAUCUACAAUGAAAAAGGGCAAUACAGCAAGGCUUCCGAGUACUUCCAGCAAGCCUUCAGUACCACCAUGGAUCUCAUGAAAACAGCACUGAUGGAUGAAACCAAAGUGCAUUAUGGGAUAGCCAGAGCCCACCAGAUAAUGUUCACUAUGAAGAGUUACAUCGAAUCUGCAGAUAUGGACAGCCUCAACUGCCUGCUGUCCUGGAAGGAGAGCAGAACUCAAGUAAAAUAUGACCCGAUUCUGGGAGAGGCUAGGAGAGCCACAGAGGAUGACAUAUAUCAAUACCCAGAUAUUCAGGAAGAAAUAAUAAGAUCUCCAGAUAAUCAAUAAAAUGAAACUUAAGUGGCUCAACAUCAAGGCAAGAAGAAAUUUAGCGCAUAGCCUUAGACUUCAUUUGGUCAGAGUGGGUAAGAAGUAAUAUACAGCUAGAGAAAGACUAGGAUUGUUUCUAUUGAAUGUUUGCUGCAGUGACCAUGGAAAGUUUAUGAAGAUGAAGAGCUUGCAUCAUUAGAAAGAUCAACAAUUACUCAUAAAAUAAACUCUAAAACAUUUCCUCUUACACACUACUCCACAUGAAGUCAUGGCAUCCAAGAAUCAAAUUUUAAUUAUUCCUGAUUGUAAAAUAUUUUCAAGUUAAAGAAAUCUUUUGUGCUGAAUAAAUGCAUGAUAAUAUUCGCUAAAAUUCCAGGGAG
Molecule: messenger RNA, 1785 nt
Organism: Phodopus roborovskii (desert hamster)
Lineage: Eukaryota; Metazoa; Chordata; Mammalia; Rodentia; Cricetidae
Gene: Ttc29
Product: tetratricopeptide repeat domain 29
Exons: 11
Coding region: 8-1423 (471 amino acids)
Molecular function (GO): protein binding
Source: RefSeq, a predicted model, not a curated record